Molecule: messenger RNA, 1140 nt
Organism: Anopheles nili
Lineage: Eukaryota; Metazoa; Arthropoda; Insecta; Diptera; Culicidae
Gene: rdx
Product: protein roadkill
Exons: 6
Coding region: 16-1140 (374 amino acids)
Biological process (GO): regulation of proteolysis; proteasome-mediated ubiquitin-dependent protein catabolic process
Cellular component (GO): nucleus; cytoplasm
Molecular function (GO): ubiquitin protein ligase binding
Source: RefSeq, a predicted model, not a curated record
UCGUCUAGUAGCACCAUGGCAAACAGCAGGGUGCCCUCGCCCCCGCUGCCGGAAGUCAACACACCGGUGGCGGAAAAUUGGUGUUACACUCAGGUCAAAGUGGUAAAAUUCAGCUACAUGUGGACGAUCAACAAUUUCAGCUUUUGCCGCGAAGAGAUGGGCGAAGUGCUGAAAUCCUCCACAUUCUCCGCGGGUGCUAAUGAUAAGCUAAAAUGGUGCUUGCGCGUCAAUCCAAAAGGUCUCGACGAGGAAAGCAAAGACUAUCUCUCCCUCUACCUGCUGCUGGUGUCCUGCAACAAGUCGGAAGUGCGGGCAAAGUUCAAAUUUUCGAUCCUCAACGCCAAACGCGAGGAGACGAAGGCGAUGGAGUCGCAGCGGGCGUACCGGUUCGUGCAGGGCAAGGACUGGGGCUUCAAAAAGUUCAUCCGGCGGGACUUCCUGCUGGAUGAGGCGAACGGGCUGCUGCCGGAGGACAAACUAACGAUAUUCUGCGAGGUCAGCGUAGUGGCCGACAGCGUCAACAUUUCCGGCCAAAGCAACAUCAUUCAAUUCAAAGUGCCAGAAUGCAAGCUGUCCGAGGACCUAGGGACGCUGUUCGACAACGAAAAGUUCAGCGACGUCACGCUGGCAGUUGGCGGGCGGGAGUUUCAGGUGCACAAAGCAAUCCUAGCAGCACGCAGUCCCGUGUUUGCGGCGAUGUUCGAGCACGAGAUGGAGGAACGGAAGCAAAACCGGGUCGCGAUCACCGAUGUGGACCACGAAGUAUUAAAGGAGAUGCUGCGGUUUAUCUACACGGGGAAGGCACCCAACCUGGACAAGAUGGCGGACGAUCUGUUGGCCGCGGCGGACAAGUACGCGCUCGACAAGCUGAAGGUGAUGUGCGAGGAAGCGCUCUGUGUUAACCUGUCGGUCGAGACGGCCGCCGAAACGCUGAUCCUGGCCGAUCUGCACAGUGCCGAUCAGCUGAAGGCGCAAACGAUAGACUUCAUCAACACCCAUGCGACGGACGUUGUGGAGACGGUCGGCUGGAAGAAUAUGGUCGCGACUCAUCCGCACCUGCUGAACGAGGCCUACCGGGCGCUGGCAACGCAACAGAUACCACCGAUCGGGCCUCCGCGCAAGCGGGUGAAGAUGAGCUGA